CUGGAUGACAGGUUCAUGGCUAGGAACUACGGGAAGCAUGCAAUGACGAGGCAUCUCGACGGGUUCGACUGGGAGGUGAUCGUCCUGGAAGAUAGGCAGGUCAACGCCAUGUGCGUCCCAGGCAAGAUCGUGGUCUACACUGGAUUGCUCGACUACUUCAAAACUGAUGCCGAGAUCGCCGCUGUGCUAGGGCAUGAGGUCGGACACAUUAUUGCGAGGCACACGGCGGAGGCGGUCACCAAGAGCUUGUGUUCUUAUGCUGUGCAUCGACUUGUCAUCGGGCGGGUCAGUGACAGUCCAGACUUGUUGAGGGGUGUAUCGAAAUUACUGUUCACGCUGCCCUUCUCACGAAAGAUGGAGAUAGAGGCAGACCAUAUUGGAAUGUUGUUACUUGCUGCAGCUGGUUUUGAUCCGCGCAUAGCCAUUGCGGUCGAAGAGAAGCUAGGAAAGAUCUCAAGAAAUUCAGAAUUGAAAAACUAUCUCUCUACACACCCUUCAGGUAAAGAAAGAGUGCAAUCCUUGUCGCGGGACAAAGUCUUGAACGAGGCGAUGGAAUUAUACAGGGAAGCUAGUCCCGUCAAAGAAGCUGAACGUUUCUCCAUUCCUGACCCCUUCGAUAUUAGGGGCAGGCGAAGCCAUGGCUGGAAAUGGUAG
Messenger RNA from Hordeum vulgare subsp. vulgare (domesticated barley), 654 nucleotides. Its product is annotated as mitochondrial metalloendopeptidase OMA1-like. NCBI's taxonomy places the organism in Eukaryota, Viridiplantae, Streptophyta, Magnoliopsida, Poales, Poaceae. The record is from RefSeq and is a predicted model, not a curated record. Bases 16 to 654 code for a protein of 212 amino acids. Gene Ontology annotation, cellular component: membrane. Gene Ontology annotation, molecular function: metalloendopeptidase activity. The transcript has 3 exons.